Molecule: messenger RNA, 1824 nt
Organism: Schistosoma mattheei
Lineage: Eukaryota; Metazoa; Platyhelminthes; Trematoda; Strigeidida; Schistosomatidae
Source: the annotation of a GenBank genome assembly
AUUGGUUUUAUUGUUACUGUUAACCUGAGUAACAUAUUCGAAACCUAACGCUAUCAACUCAUGGUUUCGCUUGUCAGAUUGUAUUGAUUUUGCUCUUGUGUUAUUUAUAAUUGUUAUUUAUUGGUUUCAAUAAUAAAUGUAAGUGCAUUCUAUGUAUUUACUGGAUCAUCGGCUCACCUUUUCCGUCGUUUCCUCUUCCAGAUUCUCUCAAACAAUACUCCUCACACUCAAGGUACAUUCAAGCUAGGAGCGAAUCUGCCAGAUGCUGUUUGUCACACCUGUCUGACCAUUAAGUCUUCAGGACUGUAUUGUUUUUGAACAUAUAUAAUCCAAUAGAAACCAUUCUGGAGAAUAAACGUACGAUGUCUUCAGUGAUUUCUGACAAAAAGUGGAGCAACCUUAAAUGCAUACUUGGACGUUCUGGUCCGUUUCAUCGGUCAGAAUUCGAGCCGUCAAAUGAACUCUUAAGCAUGGUUAGAGAACAUGUGAAAAUCCUUGUCAUUGGAGCUGGAGGUUUGGGUUGUGAGCUUCUGAAAAACCUUGCUAUGAUGGGGUUUUGUCAUCUGGAGGUCAUAGACAUGGACAUAAUCGAUAUUUCCAAUUUGAACAGACAAUUUCUGUUCCGAUCUCACGAUGUCGGCAAACCGAAAGCCAAUGUUGCAGCUGAUUUUAUCAUGCGCCGCAUUCCAACAUGCAAAGUUGUCCCACACUACAAUAAAAUUCAAGAUUUCGGUGCGCCGUUUUAUAAACAAUUUAAUGCUGUGGUUUGUGGUCUGGAUUCAGUCACAGCUCGGCGGUGGAUUAAUUCUAUGCUGGCAAGUCUGGUUCGUUAUAAUCCAGAUGGUCAACCAGAUCCAAACACUGUCAUACCACUUGUUGACGGUGGGACAGAGGGAUUCAAAGGACAUGUCCUUGUUGUUCUGUAUGGCCUGACUGGAUGCCUAGAAUGUACACUUGACCUAUACCCACCACCAACCAAUUUUCCCUUAUGUACUAUAGCGCAUACUCCUCGUCUUCCAGAACAUUGCAUAGAAUAUGUCAGAAUACUGUUAUGGUCAAAAGACAAUCCAUUUGGAAAUAAUGUUGCAAUCGACGGCGAUUCACCUGAACACAUACAAUGGAUAUAUGAAAAGUCAUGUGAAAGGGCUAAACAAUUCGGAAUUUCAGGUGUUACACUACGUCUUGUACAAGGUGUCGUAAAGCGAAUAAUCCCUGCUGUUGCUUCUACAAAUGCUGUUAUCGCAGCUGCAUGUGCAACUGAGGUCUUCAAACUAAUCACAUUCUGUUACAAUUAUUUAGAUAAUUACAUGAAUUUCAGUGAUAUUGAUGGAGUUUAUACCUAUGGUUUUUCUGUUGAACGCAAAGCUGAUUGUCUUGCCUGUAACAAUGUGCCACGAACUCUUCGAUUGCAGACUACUUGUACAUUAAGAGAUGUUAUAAAUGUUUUGAAGACAGAUCCUGAGUUUCAAAUGCAGUCACCCAGUAUAACAACAAUUAUUGAAGAUCAACAUCGUUCAUUGUAUAUCAAUCUUCCAGAACUGGUUGAUACACUUAAACCGAAUUUGUCUAAAACUCUUCAAGAACUUGGUCUUAUUAAUGGUCAAAUAAUUCAUGUUAGUGAUAUUACAACACCUAGAACAUUAUCUAUAAAGCUUCAUUUGGAUGAUAAUUAUAAUGCAAAUCAUUUGAUCGCUAUCAAUUAACUUCAUUAAAAUAAAUUGUUUAUUAAUGAUGAUAACAUGAUUAUUAUGUUUAUUAUGUCUUAUGUCUUUGUAUAUGAUUAUUUUAGUUGUCAUAAUAAAUAUAACAUUAUUUGUUGUUUUA